Monoraphidium neglectum is the source of this 2331-nucleotide messenger RNA. RefSeq lists its product as hypothetical. The record is from RefSeq and is a predicted model, not a curated record. The transcript has 3 exons. The coding region runs from base 1 to 2331 and encodes 776 amino acids. NCBI's taxonomy places the organism in Eukaryota, Viridiplantae, Chlorophyta, Chlorophyceae, Sphaeropleales, Selenastraceae.
AUGCGUGUGGACGGCGUGCGCGGCCGCCUCAAGCACCAGGCCUCCGAGCUCGCCGCCUGCCACCGCCGCUCCGAGGCCGCCGCCGCCGCCGGCGAGGCGCUCGCCGCGCGGCUCGCGGCCAGCGAUGUGGCGGCCGCGGGCUCCGAGGCGCGCGCCGCCGCGGCCGAGGCGGCGGCGGGGGCCGUGGCGGCGGAGGGGGAGCGGCUGCGCGCCGCGAUGGGCGCGGCCGAGGGGGAGCGGCGUGAAGCCGAGGGGCGGCUGCGUGAUGCCGUGAGUGCCGCUCAGGCGGCAGCCGAAGAGGCACGGGAGGAGGCGCGCCGCCUGACCGCGCGCCUGGAAGAAGCUGCGGCGAAGCUGGAGGUGGAGCAAGCCAAGACAUCCGACGCCGCUGCGUCGGCCCGGGCGGCGGCGGACGAGCUCGCGGCCGAGCGGGCGGCGGGGGAGGCGGCGCGGGGGCGGCACGAGGGGGAGCGGCGGCUUUGGGAGGAGGAGCGCAGGGGCCUGCUGGAGCGCCUGGCGGCCGCAGGUGGGGGUGCAGGCGCUGUGUCGGCCGGCGAUGUAGAGGCACGUGCAGGAGUGGCGGAUCCCCCAGCGUGUGGCUGCGCCGAGGUUGCGGCGGAGCCCGCGGCGGCGGACGCGGUGCCCAGUUGCGGCGGCGCCGGCGGCGGUGGCGAGGAGUCGGAGCAUGCCACGGACGCUGGCGUGGGGCCCUGCGGCAGGGCGCCGCCCGCGGACGCCGCCCACCAGGGCGAUCAGGCAAUGGUCAUGGCUGAACAGCAGCAGCAGCAGCAGCAGCAGCAGCAGCAGCAGCAGCAGCAGCAGCAGCAGCAGCAGCAGCAGCAGCAGCAGCAGCAGCAGCAGCAGCAGCAGCAGCAGCAGCAGCAGCACUGGCCUCAACAGUGUCGCGAGCCCGACACGCCACCCAGACAGCAGCAGCCAGACCCUGGUUCUGAAGCGGUGGUGCCCGCUGCACACAUGGUCGCGGUUGACACCACCCACCCAGAGCCUGCGUCGGGGUCGGAGGCUGGCCGCGGCCAGCUGCCGCCGCCUGCCGCCAACAGUGAAAUGACACGCAACCUGCUUGCAGCUGAUGGCCUUGGGCACGAUCACGCAGCCACCGACGGCGACUCCGCCGGUCGCGACUCAGGCGCGGCGGCCGCGCAUCCAGAGGGUCCCGGCAAACGGCUUAAGGCGUCGGACGGGUCAUGGCGCGCCGCCUCUGCGCCCCCGCUCGUGCCCGCGCCGUGUGCGCCUCCGAUGGCGGCGCCAUCAAGGGCGGGCCGCGCCGUCUCUGCCUUGCAUCUGCUCUCGCCUGAUCCCACCCCAAGCCGCGCGGCUUCUGUGCAGCCCAUGUCGCAUCCGCCUCCGCCGCCGCAGCCACAGCUGCAGCCGCAGCCGCUGUUGCCCGUGCCGCCGCCGCCGCCGCAGCAGCAGCAGCUGCUGCAGCAUUUGCAUGCGUACACAGGGCCACAGGCAGGUUUCAGGCAAUGCCAAGGCACACCAGUAGUCAGGGGCGUCGCGAUCAUCCCUCCACACGCGCCCAGUGCCAUGCCAGGGUUCAUGCGCGCGUCGCACGUGGCAGCAGGCACUCUGGUGGGCAUUCAGACAGCGCCCCCGCAGCACUUGCCGCCACAGCAGCAGCAGCAGCAGCAGCAGCAGCAGCAGCAGCAGCAGCAGCAGCAGCAGCAGCUGGUGCUGCGGGCGGAGCUGCACGCACCAUCGGGAGCGGCGCACAGCGGUGGCGUGGGUGGUGGCGGCGGCGACAGGGGCCCGGAAGCGGCCCCGCGGCUGCCCCAGCAGCAGGUGGCGGGCGGCGAGCGUGCAUCUGCUGGCAGGGCAGGCGAGGCGCAGCCUGCUGGGGUGAUGGGUGUUGACCUGCAUCCAGGGACGCGCCCGGCAGAGGGUGCGGCGCCGCAGCAGCUGUCACCGCCGGAGCCACGCGCCACGACGGCAGGCGGCGGGUGUGCGUCGUUGCCAAAGCCGGGGCGGGAGGACGUCGCGGCGGAGCCUCAGCCGCGGCCAGCAGGGUCCGCCAAUGGCAGCGGCGGCGGCGCGCGGCAGCAAAGUCCAGAGGCCAGCGGGCAGCGGCCGGUGCAGGCCGCAGCCGACGCCGCCAUUCCUGGGGGGGCAGCGCCUGCUGAUGAUCUGGGUGGGCAGGGGGCCAACCGCGGCAGCCGCUUCAAGCCGCAGGCGCCGGCCGGCGCGUUUGGGAAGCGGGCGCGCCCUGCAAGCGGCGGCGGCGGCGGGGGCGUGGUGAGCUUGCUAUUCACAUCUAUGGUGGCUGGUGAUGAGGACGAUGAUGAGGACGAAGAUGAGGGCGGAGAGGCGUGA